Messenger RNA from Micropterus salmoides (largemouth bass), 2804 nucleotides. RefSeq names its product Usher syndrome 1C (gene ush1c). Gene Ontology annotation, cellular component: stereocilium tip; cilium; stereocilia ankle link complex. The transcript is spliced from 20 exons. Gene Ontology annotation, molecular function: protein binding. The record is from RefSeq and is a predicted model, not a curated record. Gene Ontology annotation, biological process: inner ear auditory receptor cell differentiation; inner ear morphogenesis; sensory perception of sound. NCBI's taxonomy places the organism in Eukaryota, Metazoa, Chordata, Actinopteri, Centrarchiformes, Centrarchidae. Bases 105 to 1859 code for a protein of 584 amino acids.
UGUAAUCUUACUACGGCUAGCUUGGCGGUCUGACCCUGGUCCAGUCCUGUCUAACUUCACCGACAUACACCGGGAUCUCACAUUAGUCCGUCUGGCUCUCGGCGAUGGAGCGGAAAGUUGCUCGGGAAUUUAGGCACAAGGUGGAGUUGCUGAUUGAAAAUGAAGCAGAGAAGGAUUACCUGUUUGAUGUCCUCCGCAUGUAUCACCAGUCGAUGGAUUUGCCAGUGCUGGUGGGGGACCUAAAGCUGGUCAUCAACGAACCAAAGCGCUUGCCCCUGUUUGACGCCAUCCGACCGCUCAUCCCGCUCAAACACCAGGUGGAGUACGACCUGCUCACCCCCAAGAGGUCGCGGAAGCUGAAAGAGGUGCGCUUGGAUCGGACACAUCGUGAGGGACUUGGUCUGAGUGUCCGAGGAGGCCUGGAGUUCGGCUGUGGUCUCUACAUAUCACAGAUUGUCAAAGACGGUCAGGCUGGGAAUGUUGGCCUUCAGGUUGGUGAUGAGAUUGUGCGCAUUAAUGGAUACUCCAUCUCCUCCUGCAUCCACGAGGAGGUCAUCAGUCUCAUCAAGACAAAGAAGACCGUGUCGCUCAAAGUCAGGCAUGUGGGGAUGAUCCCAGUGAAAAGCUCAUCAGAUGAACCCCUCAAGUGGCAGUUUGUCGACCAGUUUGUGUCUGAGUCAGGGGAGAAAAAAAGCAGCAUUGCAGGCUUGGCGUCCAUUGGAGGCAAAGAAAUCAAGGAGAAGAAGGUUUUCCUCAGCCUCGUGGGUGCCAAAGGCAUGGGCAUUAGCAUCUCCAGUGGUCCAACCCAGAAACCUGGUAUCUACAUCAGUAACGUCAAGCCGGGCUCCCUUGCUGCAGAAGUUGGACUUGAGGUCGGAGACCAGAUUGUGGAAGUGAACGGGGUAGAAUUCACCAACAUGGACCACAAAGAGGCUGUGAGAGUCCUGAAGAGCAGCAGGAGUCUGACAAUUACUGUUCUGACAGGAGCUGGCAGCGAGCUGUUUAUGACAGAUGAGGAGCGUCUGGCAGUGGAGGCCCGCAGGGAGCUGGAAAGGCAGGAGCUGAUGCACCAGAAGAGGGUGGCACUGGAGACCAACAAAAUCAUUAAAGAGCAGCAGGAGAAGGAGAGGCAGAGACAGAUGGAGAUAUCUCAGAAAACUACAGAGGAAGAGGAGCGCUAUAAGAAGGAGAUGGAGAAGAUUGAGGCUGUGGAGAAGAAGCACAACCGAGAGUGGGAGGAGGACUGGGGAGCCAAAGACAGACCCAAGAGCCCUAAGAGCCCCCGCACACCAAGGAGCCCAUCACCAGCCCCACCUGAGAUAAAAACCACCCCGACUACAAAGGCCAAGAGUUCUCCCGGCUCCUUCACAGAGGAAGACAAGGAGGAAGAGCAGGACAGACAAGGAUUUCAGAAAUAUGAGGAAGAGUUUGAUCCCUACGCCAUGUUCUCCGCGGACCAGAUAGCCGGGCGAGAUGUAAGACUGCUGAGGAUCAAAAAGUUAGGACAGCUUGACGUUGUUCUGGAGGGAGGGGCAGACUCUCCAUUGGGAAAGUUGGUGGUAUCUUCUGUGUAUGAAGGCGGCGCUGCCGAUAAGCAUGGUGGCAUUGUACCCGGGGAUGAACUUAUGGCUGUGAAUGGGAAGAUCCUGAUCGAUGCCACGUUGACAGAGGGACAAAACUCUCUGGCUCGCGCCUGGAAUAGCGGAGGGGACUGGAUCGAUGUUGUGAUUGCCGUUUCCCCUCCAAAAGAAUAUGAAGAUGAAGUCCCUAAGUCAGCAUCAGUCAGUCCCACUGUGAACAGAAAGGUGUUUGAAGGCAGUGCAACACUGUACAGACAUGGCUACCUACUCCAACACUAGCCCUUCCUUCUCUUCCUCCCUGACCCUCGUGCUGGUAAAAUCAAAUUUAGUCUUCAAACCUCCUCCUCUUCACUGCACGCCUCAGAGGGGAGGUUUGGUGUGCCACUUGUAUUUGUUUGGCCCCAUUUUUAUUUUCUUGAGCACAUGUGACAGUCUCCCUCCCCGUCAAUCAGAAGAAAGCAAACAAGCAUAUUUGGUAUUUUCCCCCUGCACCUUUAUCAGAGUUAUGUAUCACUGUUGUUAUAGCUAUUGUGACAGUGAAUGUAUACAAGCACAUACAAUGUGCAGUUUUCCUUUUUGUCUAUUUCAAAAAUGUCUCGAGGCGAUGUAUUUUUAUUGCUGACGCAUGUACUCUACAGCGAAUCAGCCAUGCUAUUUGAGUGAAGAAAUGUACAACUAAUGCAAUCAGUGACCCUUCCCACCGUAUAUCUGCCAAAUCACUACCCAAUGAGCCGUAUAUAAACACAUAUGUACAUGUGUGGCCUCUGUGGUUUUGUCCUGCAUCGUCAUAUCAUUGACGCUUAUUAAAACAGCCUAGGACUUCUGCCAGCCUUCAGCAGUUGUUCUGAUUGAUGUUGUCCCACACGACUGUUACAUGUUCUGACAUAUAGGCACUAAGUGAGAUUGGUUGGUACUGUAGCGCGGAUUUCUCCUGUGUUAUAGUAAAUGUUAAUAUGUUCACAGUGUGCGAUCUGGGGUUCUUUUUAUGUUGACAUGAUGAUGUUUUAAAAGAAAGUGGGUUUCGCAGUUUCAGUUCCUCAACCAAAAAAAAGAAAAGACAGGACCGUUUAAGCCUUGAUCAUUUUGUGUUUCCAAAACUCACCUGCAUGUGUGUUGGUCUGUUGUGCUUAAUGUGCAGUGGUCGAAGCAAGCACAAUUUAAAAACUGUUUUCCUAAUUCAUACUUUUCUAAGCAGUCCGCUUAAUAAAGCACAGUAAAGCACAA